GUGACGUUGUUCACAUCAGGUAAAAAUAGAGCAGAGAAGAAUGAUACUUGUUAAUGUUCAAUAGCAAAUUCUAUGGUCCAUUGACUUAAGUAUUAAGUACAAACAUGAUAGAUUACUUGACAAAUUAAUGCAUAUUUAAUUUGACAGUUUAAAUCGUAUGGCAAACAUAAAAAUUGACGAUAAGCAAAAAGACUUCAUCUGUGUCUACUUUCAAUUUCUUUAAACAACAGUCAACAGACAACAACAGCCACUGAAAGGUCAAGCAUUUGGUAUUUGGUCAGAUUUGAAAAUUAGAUGUUUUAGGGUGAAAAAAGAUGAAAUUCGCUGAACAUCUUGGUGCUCAUAUAACCCCAGAAUGGAGGAAGCAAUACAUACAAUAUGAGGCCUUAAAAGAUUUAAUUUAUGAAGCUUCUGAGCAGUCUCCAUCUACAGAAGGGUUAUUGUAUUCGGUUGCUGAUGCCAGUACAUUACAGAGAUACUAUGCAAGAUUUGAUGAAAGAUUCUUUCAGUUUUGUGACAAAGAAUUGUCUAAAAUCAACACUUUCUUCUAUGAAAAAAUAUCAGAAGCCAAUAGGAAAUUUGCUAGCUUAAGAGCAGAGCUUGAUGCAUUUCUGGAACAUGCACAUAAACCCCAUGGACUACGAAGGAGGAAAUCAAAUGCUGUUUAUUCCUUGUUUAAGGAUAAAGAAAACAGAGAGACUGCACAGAUACACACCAGAAAACUCCAUGAUCUGAAGCUAGCAUUCAGUGAAUUUUACCUUAGUUUAAUUCUUCUACAGAAUUAUCAGUCUCUGAACUUCACAGGCUUUAGAAAGAUCUUAAAGAAACAUGAUAAAAUAAUGGUAACAACUAGAGGAGUAGAAUGGAGACAACAGAAUGUAGAAACAGCACCAUUUUAUACCAACAAGGAAGUAGACCACCUGAUUAAAGAGACAGAGCAAAGUGUGACAUCUGACUUAGAAGGAGGAAAUAGAUCGAAAGCUAUGAAAAGACUGAGAGUACCUCCAUUAGGAGAAAAGCAAAACCCAAUGACAAUGUGUAGAGUUGGUCUGUUUUUUGGAAUGUUUAUUGUUCUCGUUAUUGUUGUGGUAAUAACAGCAUUUUUUACCAAUCAUUCCGGGAAUUGGGAGCCAGCGUUGAGAAUGUUCCGUGGAAUGUUCCUGAUUAUUAUGAUGAUCUGUUUCUUAGGUAUAAACACUUAUGGCUGGAGGUCAUCAGGGGUCAAUCAUGUACUGAUAUUUGAAAUUGAUCCACGUCGCCAUCUGUCACCACAUCAGUUGUUAGAGUUAGCUGCAGCAUUAGCAGUAGUAUGGACAUUGUGUUUGCUAGGCUAUUUAUUCAGUAAUCAUCUAGGAUGGCCACCAUUUAUUUUUCCAUUGAUAAUGGCAGGGUUCUUGUUUUUGUUCCUGGUUAAUCCUAUACAUAUAUUUCACCAUAGUUCCAGAUAUUGGUUACUCUCUGUUUUGUUUCGUAUUGUAACUUCACCAUUCCACCACGUUGGUUUUGCUGACUUCUGGCUUGCUGACCAGUUAAACAGUCUUGCUAUUGUGUUGUUAGAUUUUGAAUAUUUUGUAUGUUUCUAUGCCUUUGAAGUAGAAUGGCAUGGACCAAAUAGACCAGAAGUAUGUACAAUGUCAAAGUUUGGCAUCAGAUCCAUUGUUAGUACUUUACCUGCCUGGUUCAGAUUUGCUCAAUGUCUGAGACGUUACAGAGACACAAAGAUGGCAUUUCCCCAUCUUGUCAAUGCAGGAAAAUAUUCUACAACAUUCUUUGUUGUACUGUUUUCUGGGCUUUAUUCUUCAACUUUGGAGUGGCAGGGUAAAGAAUACAAACAAAACCAUGCUUUCUUUUACCUGUGGAUUGUAGCAGCCGUGAUAUCUUCCUGUUAUACAUUGACUUGGGAUCUGAAAAUGGAUUGGGGUAUACUAGAUAGAAAUGCUGGAGAAAACAGAUUUCUUAGAGAAGAAAUAGUAUAUGCUUCCAAGGGUUACUAUUAUUUUGCCAUAGUUGAAGAUUUUAUUUUGAGAUUUGUAUGGACACUGACGGUGUCAGUUGGAGAAAAUCCAUAUUUUGAACACAAAGAAGUAUUAGUAACGCUAUUAGCCUCAUUAGAACUUUUCAGACGAUUUGUAUGGAAUUUUUUCCGUCUUGAAAAUGAACAUUUGAACAAUUGUGGACAGUUCCGAGCUGUAAGAGAUAUAUCUAUAGCACCAAUAGAUUCUAAUGAUCAGAACCAGCUCGAGGAGAUGAUGGACGAUGAAGAUGGAGAUUAUCCAAGAACUAGUGAAAGAAGAAGGUUAUUAGGUGCAAAAAUUGCUUAAAGGCUGCUUUUUGUAAAGACUAUAAAUAUGUACCACGAUCAAACAAGAAAGAAAAAGGCUGGAUUGAUGAAGAUAAUCAAACUAAGCUGAAGACUCUACCGAUGAAAUUCAAAGGUGUUUGACAUGAUGUGCCUCAGGGACAUUAUAUAGGAAUAGAUUUCUUAAAAACUUAUGUCCCUUACAACAGGAACAAUUACGCUGUUACAUCUGUGUACUAGAUAAUGUUUUUAAAGUAUGAACAUUUUUUUGAUCUAAAUCUAAAGCUUUAACCUGUAUAAUGUGUACCUAUGUUGGUAUAAAUCAUAUACUGUAAACCAACUUACUUUCACUUUCAGACCUUUUAGCUUAUUUAGCGGUGAUUUAUAUUCAGGAUUUUCUAACUUUGUUUGUGUAUUCAUAAUAGAGAAGAUCUUCAGACUUUAUAUAUCCACAUCAUUUUCUACAAACAAAAAACAUAAAUCGCUAGAAAUGAUAUGUUGGUUUACAGUCAUGAUGUCAAAUAGGUAAUGCAAUUUUGGCUCUAUUUAAUACUGAUUCAUUAACACAGAGCAUAAAAACAGUUUUAUAUGUAAAUAUGUAAUUCUGACUUAUUUUAAAUAAUAGGUCAAAUUUCGUUUGGUAAUAUGUGUUUUUACAAAUUUCAAGUCAUUUUUUAAAAAGAUAUUUAAAUUUCCUGAUAUUUACGAUUCACUUUGGUGCUUAUUAAUCAUGUUAUGUAAAUGUUUGUAAAUAUUUGUUUUGUAUAAACAGAUAAUUUGUU
Messenger RNA from Mytilus californianus (California mussel), 3081 nucleotides. Its product is annotated as xenotropic and polytropic retrovirus receptor 1 homolog. Gene Ontology annotation, molecular function: inositol hexakisphosphate binding. Bases 315 to 2321 code for a protein of 668 amino acids. Gene Ontology annotation, biological process: phosphate ion transport; cellular response to phosphate starvation. Lineage: Eukaryota; Metazoa; Mollusca; Bivalvia; Mytilida; Mytilidae. Gene Ontology annotation, cellular component: cytoplasm; plasma membrane; Golgi apparatus. The transcript has 17 exons. The record is from RefSeq and is a predicted model, not a curated record.